Messenger RNA from Ascoidea rubescens DSM 1968, 1713 nucleotides. RefSeq lists its product as uncharacterized. The transcript has a single exon. Gene Ontology annotation, molecular function: amino acid transmembrane transporter activity. Gene Ontology annotation, biological process: amino acid transmembrane transport. Lineage: Eukaryota; Fungi; Ascomycota; Saccharomycetes; Ascoideales; Ascoideaceae. Gene Ontology annotation, cellular component: membrane. The coding region runs from base 1 to 1713 and encodes 570 amino acids. The record is from RefSeq and is a predicted model, not a curated record.
AUGAUUGCCUUAGGUGGAGCUUUAGGUGUUGGUUUGCUUUUGGCUUCCGGUAAGGCCUUUUCUAUUGCUGGUCCUUUAGGCACUCUAAUCGGAUUUUCUCUUGCUGGCUGUAUUGUUCUUUCAACUAUGUUAUCAUUCUGUGAAAUAGUCACUGUCAUUCCAUUAGUAGGUGGAGUCUCGGGUAUUGGUUCAAGAUUCGUCGACGAUGCCUUCGGUUUUGCUUUAGGUGUGAUUUAUUGGCUCAAUUAUACUAUUAGUCUACCAAGCGAAAUCACAGCUGCUGCCAUAAUGUUAAGUUAUUAUCCUCAUUUAAAAGUCCCCGGAUCUAUCACAUCUGCUUGGAUUAGUUUUUUUCUAAUAGUCAUCAUCAGCAUAAAUUUAUUUGAUGUUAGAGUUUAUGGUGAAAUCGAAUUUUACUCUUCAAUUUUCAAAUUACUUUUUCUAUUAGGAAUGAUUUUCUUUAGUAUUGUUUUAAACGCUGGGGGUGUUGCUCCUUUACAUAAAGUUGAAAGAUUCACGUUUUGGAAGAGCUCGGAAUCAGAACCUUCAAAGGGUUUAACAUAUGGACCCUUUAGGCCAACUUUCGAUAUUACUGAUCAAGGCACUGGUUCAUUAGAUGGAAUAAAAGGAGGUGGAGGUCGUCUUUUGGGGAUAAUGGUCGCAGCUUUGGUUGCAUCUUAUGCUUAUGUUGGAACAGAAAUUGUUUCCAUUGCAGCAGGUGAAUCAUUAAAUCCAAGAAAAUCUUUACCAAAAGCUACAAACAAAGUGUUUUGGAGAAUUCUAAUUUUUUAUGUGUUGGCGAUAUUUUGUGUUGGCUUAAAUUUUUAUUCGGGGGAUCCAAGACUAUUAAGAUAUUAUACAAUAGAUAAACCUGACCCUAACCAUGAUUAUGAAGCAGAUAAAAUUAUCGAACAAAAUAUUAUCGACAUUUAUGGUGGGAAACAUUGUGAUGUCAAUUUGUUAGAAUGGGAUGGGUUUUCCAAUGGUAAUCAGAGCCCAUGGGUUAUAGCUUUACAAAGUGCAAGUUUGUGUUCCUUUGCCUCGGUUUUGAAUGGAAUUUUAGUAUUUUUCGCACUAUCAGCUGGAUCUUCUCAAUUAUAUGCCUCAAGCAGAACAUUGUAUCAAUUAUCGCUUCAGGGAAAAGUCCCUGAAUAUUUCUCAAAAUGUAAUAGGCAUGGGAUUCCAUAUAGAUCUGUGAUAUUUUCAGGAAUUUUUGGUUCAUUAGCAUUUUUAGCUGUCCAACAUGAUUCUGGAAAGGUUUUUCAGCGGUUUAUGAGUCUCUGUUCAACUGCAGGAAUGAUUGUUUGGGCAGGAAUGUGUUUAUCAUUUUUAAGGUAUUAUUAUGGACUAAAACAAAGAGACGACUUGAUAUCAAGAGAUAGCGAUUUUUAUCCGUAUAAAUCACCAUUUCAACCAUAUAAUGCUUAUGUUGGAAUGUUUGGGGGAAUAUUUGUUGUCGUUAGUGCUGGAUUUGUUUUCUUUCUCCCGCAUGCCUGGAAUACAUUGUAUUUCUUUACUACUUAUGGUUCCCUUAUGCUUUUCAUUCUUUGUUAUUUCGGAUACAAGUAUUGCUAUGGCACCAAAAUAUUAAGGUUAGAUCAGAUUCAAUUGGAUAUUGGUAGAAAAGAAAACGAUAAAAUUUUUUGGGAAGAAAACCGAGCUUAUAGUAAAAAUCUUUCAGAAAAAAUAAUGAAAUUUUUGCAUUAUUUUUAA